Messenger RNA from Girardinichthys multiradiatus, 1202 nucleotides. RefSeq lists its product as uncharacterized. The transcript has 3 exons. The coding region runs from base 1 to 603 and encodes 200 amino acids. The record is from RefSeq and is a predicted model, not a curated record. NCBI's taxonomy places the organism in Eukaryota, Metazoa, Chordata, Actinopteri, Cyprinodontiformes, Goodeidae. Gene Ontology annotation, cellular component: cytosol.
AUGCUGGCAUGGAGGAUGGUGGAGAACCUGGACCUGGCUGAGCAGACCCUGAAGCUCCCCUUUCUGCAGCACAUGCAGUUCGGUGACCUGCAGGCUGACAGUUACACAAUCUUCAUGAUCCAGGACAUCUACUACCUGGCAAAGGUCACAGACAUGUUGAAGAAGAUCUCAGAGAAUGUACUGAACCCUGAUCUAAAACAGUUCAUGGAGGGAAGAUACAAGAGCUACAACCGUUUCAAGAUUCAGAUGCUGCAGGACUUCCACCUGAAUGGUGUGACUGAAAUCAAAGUCAUCAAGGCCAUGGAAGACUACCUAGAUGAAUACCAAAGGGUCACGGAGAAGGAAGAGCCCAUUAUGUUCGCUGUGAGUCUGCUGCCCUGCUCUAGGCUCUGGGUUCGGCUCGCAAACCAACUCAACAUAGGCUAUGGGAACGCAUACUGGACCUGGAAGAAGAACAACAUGGAUGGGCACCCUGAAAAACAUUUCAAGGACCUGCUGAACAAAUAUCUGAAGACAGAAAAUGAUGUUAAACGUGCCAAAGAAAUCUUUCGCACGCAAAUGCAGAACGAGCUCAACUUCUUUACAGCUUCAGUGCAACACUAAACACAACAUCUUCACCCUCCUCAGAUGUUCCUCUUUGUAGCGGUGAGGGUGACGACCAGGUCACCAAGGACACCGUUCAGAGACCCUUCAUGAAUUAAUGCAUGAAGGUAGUCAUGAACACAUCAGCAGAUGAAGGUCAAACACCUGAUCUGGUUAAAAAUCAGAUCAUGUCGAUCACCAUUUUAUUUCUCAGAGCAUCUGGGUGAAACCUGAGGGGAGUGAUUACUUUUCUAGGCACUGUAAAUGAUGUCAGUGUUACAGCAUGUUCAAAAUAAAUAAAAAAUAAAUAAUAUAAUGAUGAUGAGUUCAGAAAUAAAACUGUUUGUUAUAUUUGGUUUAAUCCUGAGACCCAUCUGUGACCUCCUCUUUUCUCAUGAAGCAGAACCCACAGGAACAUCUCUGGAAUCGGGUUUCUCUCAUGUUUCUAGAUCUGUUCCUGUUCUAAAGCCUGUUCUAGUGCUGGACCAGCACCGGUUCCUUCCGGCUAUCCUGAUCCAUCCAUGAGAUCCAAAAAGCAGAAGAAGGUCCGUUCCUCCUGAAAAGAAACAAACCUUGAGAAUGAACAGAGAAUUUAAAGUUUAAAUACAACCUUAACAUGU